Lathyrus sativus (Indian pea) is the source of this 1884-nucleotide messenger RNA. The record is from the annotation of a GenBank genome assembly. NCBI's taxonomy places the organism in Eukaryota, Viridiplantae, Streptophyta, Magnoliopsida, Fabales, Fabaceae.
AUGGCCAAGAAAUACGAGGGAGUUGCUAUAGGAAUUGACCUUGGCACCACCUACUCAUGUGUUGGAGUGUGGCAGGAGCAAAACAAUCGCGUUGAAAUCAUUCACAAUGAUCAAGGAAACAGAACCACACCUUCUUGUGUUGCUUUCACUAAUUCUCAAAGAUUGAUCGGUGAUGCUGCUAAGAAUCAAGCUUCCUCCAACCCAACCAACACUGUCUUUGAUGCUAAGAGGUUGAUUGGAAGGAAAUAUAGCGAUGUUACUCAGAAUGAUAUUCUAUUGUGGCCCUUUAAGGUCGUUUCCGGUGAUAAUGACAAGCCUACGAUCCUCGUGAGUUAUCAGGGUAAGGAAAAACACCUUGUUCCCGAGGAAAUAUCAGCCAUGAUUCUCACACAGAUGCGAGAGAUUGCAGGGGCUUUUUUGGAAUCACCUGUUAAGAAUGCAGUGAUUACGGUACCUGCAUAUUUUAAUGAUUCACAGCGAAGAGCUACCAAAGAUGCAGGUGAUAUUGCUGGUCUCAAUGUUAUGAGGAUAAUCAAUGAGCCAACUGCGGCGGCUCUUGCAUAUGGACUUCAAAAGAGAGCUAAUUGUGUUGGAGAGAGAACUAUUUUCAUCUUUGAUCUUGGUGGAGGAACUUUUGAUGUGUCUCUCCUUACAAUUAAGAAUAAUUCCUUUGAUGUCAAGGCCACUGCUGGUGACACUCGCCUGGGAGGAGAGGACUUUGAUAAUCGAAUGCUGAAUCACUUUGUGAAGGAGUUUAAGAGAAAGAACAAAGUUGACAUUAGUGGAAACUCAAAAGCCUUGAGGAGAUUGAGAACUGCCUGCGAGAGGGCAAAAAGAACACUUUCAUACGAUACUGAUGCAACGAUCGAUAUAGAUGUAAUAUGUGAGGGUAUUGACUUCUGUUCAUCAAUUACUCGGGCCAAGUUUGAGCAACUGAAUAUGGACCUCUUUGAAAAGUGUAUGGAAACAGUUGAAAGUUGUUUGCUUGAUUCAAAGAUGGACAAGAGUAGGGUUGAUGACAUUGUCCUUGUUGGUGGGUCUUCUAGGAUUCCCAAAGUGAAGCAACUAUUGCAAGAGUUUUUCAAGGGGAAGGAAUUAUGCAAGAGCAUCAACCCUGAUGAGGCUGUUGCUUAUGGUGCAGCUGUCCAAGCUGCUUUGUUGAGUGAAGGCAGUAAGAAUGUUCCAAAUUUGGUGCUGCAAGAUGUUAUCCCUUUGUCACUUGGUAUCAGAACGGAAGGAGAUAUUAUGAGUGUGAUGAUUCCUAGGAAUACUUGUGUACCAUUCAAGAAAACACAAGGUUAUGAAACAGCUUCAGAUAACCAAUCUUCAGUCUCAGUUAAGGUUUAUGAGGGUGAAAGAGUUAUUGCAACCGAGAACAACUUGCUUGGUUUGUUUAAUCUCAAGGUUCCACUUGCUCCUCGGGGACAUCCUUUCAAAGUAUGCUUUACUAUAGAUGCAGAUGGUAUAUUAAACGUCUCUGCAGAGGAAGAAACAAGUGGUAAUAAGAAAGAUAUUACAAUAACUAAUGAAAAUGGAAGAUUGUCAAGAGAAGAAAUUGAGAGAAUGAUCCAAGAAGCUGAGAAUUUCAAGGAUCAAGAUAUGAAGUUCAAAACGAAAGCUAAAGCCAUAAAUGCUUUGGACGAUUAUCUCUACACCGUGAGGAAAGCAAUGAAGGAUGAUUGUGUAAGUUCCAAGCUCAACCCUGAUGACAAAGUGAAGAUCAAUUCUGCAAUGAUUAAGGGAAAAAGUUUGAUUGAUGAUAACAAGCAGGAAGAUACGUUUAUGUUUGUGGAUUGUUUGAAGGAGCUUGAGAGUGUGUUUGAAUCUGCUAUGAACAAGGUCAAUAAAAGUUACUCUGAUGAGGAAAGUGAUUCCGAUUCCUAA